ACAGUAAUAUCUGCAUUGCACAUGUUCUUGGUUAGCUUUCAUCAUCACUUCUCAAGAGUGUAUUGCAAUUGCUUUUAAAUAUAUUUCAACAUAUUUCAAUAAUUGUUAUCAAGCAGUGCUCACUGGUGUUGCUAUAAAUUGUAAAAGCACGAAUAGUGGGGCAGUAUUAAAUAAACAAAGUUGAAAAUAUAUAAACAAAAUGCCUGAGCAACAACAAAUUGAAGUGAAUGCUUCUGGAACAGAGGCCGCUGGUCCACCAAAAACGGCCAAGCAGUUAGAAAAAGAAGCGAAAAAAGCAGAAAAAUUGGCCAAGUUGCAAGCGAAAUUAGAUAAAAAAGCAACUACAGCUCCAACUACAAAUGAAAAGAAGGAAAAAACUGAGAAAAAAGUCAAAGAAGUAAAAGAGGCUGCAGUAUACACUGCAAUUACAGCACCAGGUGAAAUGAAAGAUAUUAGUGGCGCUCUACCCGAUUCAUAUAGUCCACGUUAUGUUGAAGCGCAAUGGUAUAGUUGGUGGGAAAAGCAGGGAUUCUUUAAACCUGAAUAUGGUUUGAAGAGUAUAACUGAACCGAAUCCGAAUGGUAAAUUUGUUAUGGUGAUACCGCCACCGAAUGUAACUGGUUCAUUGCAUUUGGGUCAUGCUCUGACGAAUGCUAUCGAAGAUGCAAUAACAAGAUAUAAUCGUAUGAAAGGACGGACAACACUUUGGGUGCCCGGUUGCGAUCAUGCAGGUAUUGCCACACAAGUUGUGGUGGAGAAAAAACUAUGGCGUGAAGAGAAUCUAUCUCGCCAUGAUUUGGGCCGUGAGAAAUUUAUUGAAAAAAUCUGGGAUUGGAGACGUGAGAAAGGUGUGCGCAUUUAUGAUCAACUGAAACGUUUAGGUUGUUCAUAUGACUGGACUCGUGUCGCUUUCACAAUGGAUCCAAAAUUAUGUCGUGCAGUUACAGAAGCGUUCGUGCGUUUACAUGAGGAUGGCAGCAUAUAUAGAAGUUCACGUUUGGUAAAUUGGUCUUGUGCUUUACGUUCUGCAAUUUCUGAUAUUGAAGUAGACAAAAUUGAUAUACCAGGCAGAACGUUCUUUUCCAUACCUGGCUAUGAUGAAAAGGUGGAAUUUGGUGUUUUAAUUAAAUUCGCUUACAAAGUUGAAGAUUCAGAUGAAGAAAUAGUUGUGGCUACUACACGUAUUGAAACAAUGUUAGGUGAUACAGCAGUGGCUGUGCAUCCACAAGAUGAACGCUAUAAACAUUUGCAUGGUAAAUUUGUUAAGCAUCCAUUUUGUACUAGAAGGCUACCGAUUGUCUGUGAUGAGUUUGUGGAUAUAGCUUUUGGCACUGGUGCAGUGAAAAUAACACCUGCUCAUGAUCCUAAUGAUUAUGAUGUGGGAAAACGUUGCAAUUUACCAUUUAUUACAAUUUUUAAUGAUGAUGGCAUUAUUAUUGGUGACUGUGGAGAAUUUACUGGUAUGAAACGCUUCGAGUGCCGUAAAAAGAUUUUAGAAAAACUAAAAGAAAUUGGACUUUAUCGUGAGACUGUAAAUAAUCCAAUGGUGGUACCGUUCUGUAGUCGUUCAAAGGAUGUUGUGGAACCCAUGAUUAAACCGCAAUGGUAUGUUAAAUGUAAUGAAAUGGCUGCUAAAGCAGCUCAGGCUGUACGUGAUGGAGAAUUGAAAAUUUUGCCAGAACAUCACACAAAGAUUUGGUAUCAUUGGAUGGAUGGCAUACGUGAUUGGUGUGUGUCUCGACAAUUAUGGUGGGGUCAUCGUAUACCAGCUUAUUAUGUUACAUUCAAUGAUUCAAGUUUAAAGAGUGGCUCCUCGGAUGAUGAGCAAUACUGGAUUGUUGCACGUACAAGAGAGGAAGCAUUAGCAAAAGCAGCACAGAAAUUCAAUGUCGAUGCAACUAAAAUAGAACUUCAUCAAGAUGAGGAUGUACUCGAUACUUGGUUUAGUUCUGGAUUAUUCCCCUUCUCUGUAUUUGGUUGGCCAGACAAUACUGCCGAUAUGCAAGCAUUUUAUCCAACAAGUUUACUAGAGACUGGACAAGAUAUUCUAUUCUUUUGGGUAGCACGUAUGGUGUUCUUCGGUCAGAAAUUACUUGGCAAAUUGCCAUUUAAAGAAGUUUAUUUGCAUCCAAUGGUACGUGAUGCACAUGGUCGAAAAAUGUCUAAAUCAUUAGGCAAUGUGAUAGAUCCCAUGGAUGUAAUAUUGGGUAUUAGUUUGGAAGGUUUACAUGAACAGUUAGUUAAUUCCAAUUUAGAUCCACGUGAAUUGGAGAAAGCUAAAGCAGGACAAAAACAAGACUAUCCAAAUGGCAUACCCGAAUGUGGUUCAGAUGCAAUGCGUUUUGCUUUGUGUGCAUACAUAACACAGGCGCGUGAUAUUAAUUUAGAUAUAAAUCGUGUACAAGGAUAUCGUUUCUUCUGCAAUAAAAUUUGGAAUGCCACCAAAUUUGCGCUGCUCUACUUUACAGGCGAAGAGAGGUAUACAUCUGAAUUGAAAUUAAUUGGUAAUGAAAAUAACAUGGAUGUAUGGAUUUUGUCACGUUUGGCCGCAACCAUAGAGGCUUGUAAUGCUGGCUUUGAGCAAUAUGAAUUCGCGGCAAUAACCACUGCUUGCUAUAGCUUUUGGCUAUAUGAUUUAUGUGACGUUUACUUAGAGUGUCUAAAGCCUAUAUUCCAGAGUGGCACUGAGUCACAAAUAGCGGCUGCACGCAAAACGCUUUUUACUUGUUUGGACUUGGGUCUACGUAUAUUGUCACCUUUUAUGCCUUUCAUAACAGAAGAACUGUUCCAGCGUUUGCCACGUGCUGAUACUACACCCAGUAUUUGUGUGACAGCGUAUCCAGAUAACACCAAUUGGCGUAAUGAGCAAGUGGAGAAGGAGGUGGAGUUCAUGCAAAAAGCUGCUCGCAUCAUACGUUCUGCACGUUCUGAUUAUAAUUUGCCGAAUAAAACGAAAACUGAAGCUUACGUUGUGUGUACGGAUACACAAUCUAAUGAAAUACUCAAAAAAUAUGCUAAUGAUUUGGCUACGAUUUCGUAUUGUGCGAAAAUUGAAUUAGAUAGCACACCUCCAGUUGGCUGUGCUAUACUGACUGUCAGUGGACAGUGUGAAGUGCAUUUAUUGUUAAAGGGUCUAAUCGAGCCUGCAAAAGAGAUUUGUAAACUGCAUAAGAAAAUGGAGCAAUUAAUACAGACUGUGACUAAAUUAAAGCAAGCUAUGCAGGCGGUGGAUUAUAACACUAAAGUUCCGGCAGAAGUGCAGACAGCAAACACGGAAAAGUUGCAACAAUCCGAAAACGAAUUAGAACGCAUUAUUGGUGCUAUCGAAACCUUGAAAUUAAUGUAAUUUAUUUCUGUUAGGUUUCGUACUUUUUUGUUUUUUUAUAUUUAUUACUUUU
Molecule: messenger RNA, 3398 nt
Organism: Teleopsis dalmanni
Lineage: Eukaryota; Metazoa; Arthropoda; Insecta; Diptera; Diopsidae
Gene: ValRS
Product: valine--tRNA ligase
Exons: 7
Coding region: 200-3346 (1048 amino acids)
Biological process (GO): valyl-tRNA aminoacylation
Cellular component (GO): cytosol
Molecular function (GO): valine-tRNA ligase activity; aminoacyl-tRNA deacylase activity; ATP binding
Source: RefSeq, a predicted model, not a curated record